AUGUUGAGUUACAGCUCUACGUUUGCAGCUAACCCAUCAUUAUUCGGCAGCACUACGACUAAUACGGCUACAAAUCCGAAUUCUGAAGAUAUUUUUGUUGUAGGCUCGCCAGAUGAUACUGUUCAAGUAUUGCGAUUUAGCCCUGUUGUAAAUGAAAAACCAUUGCUGACUGCAGGAAGUUGGGAUGGUCCUCCGCAUUUGGCAUUCUGUGUGGCGAAAUUCCUCUUGGUUACCGUUCAUUUCUACCUCGUGUGGUUCCUAGAGAGCAAACAGCGCAUUAUUAACGGUACACUCGACAAUCAUGGCAUAUUGACCAAUGAGCUCCACUCUGAGCUUCACCUUUAUUUAUAUUGCGACCCUAGAAUGGUGGCCAGGCUUUGCCUUUUUCGUUGGAGGAGUCCUUCAAGUGCUCGUUGUUGUCAGAUAAGGUCCAAUACAGUGGUACCAGUUGGUGGAGAUGUGGAGAACAAUGAAGCCGGUACGUUAUCCACUUCUGCCAGUACAUCACUCCAAAAUGAGACGGUUGCCGAGCAGCGAUAUGGAAUAAAUCCGCAUUCCAUUUAUAAUAUAGUCUGCAUACAUAUAUAUUAG
Cylicocyclus nassatus is the source of this 591-nucleotide messenger RNA. The record is from the annotation of a GenBank genome assembly. NCBI's taxonomy places the organism in Eukaryota, Metazoa, Nematoda, Chromadorea, Rhabditida, Strongylidae.